Rhinocladiella mackenziei CBS 650.93 is the source of this 744-nucleotide messenger RNA. RefSeq lists its product as uncharacterized. Lineage: Eukaryota; Fungi; Ascomycota; Eurotiomycetes; Chaetothyriales; Herpotrichiellaceae. The record is from RefSeq and is a predicted model, not a curated record. The transcript has a single exon. The coding region runs from base 1 to 744 and encodes 247 amino acids.
AUGGGAAAAAUCCAGGUUCAGGAACACACACAAUCAUACCAGGCCAUUUCGACCAAAUCUCCGCACGGGUUACGAUGCCUGAAAGUCCUGUUCAGUGAAUACGACAGCUCUCAGCCCAGCCGGUUGAUUUUGAACAGUCUCUUCGCAAAAGACUUUCAGGACAAUGAAAAUGGCACCGACCGAAGUGUUGGUCGAGACGAGGCUAUCGACAACAUCAUCUCCAGUCGAGCACGGUGUACAAAACACCAAAUGGAUCUGAAGCACGCUUGGUGUGUCGAGAACUCCGGGAGCAGUCAUACGGUGUUUUUCGAGGGAAUUCGAUUUAUGUUUCUAGACGGAGAUUCGGAUUGGACGCGCGUCCCUUUUUCGGGGAGGAUAGAAGUCCGCAUCAAAGAGAACAGGUUCACGCUGAAAGAUGCCGUUGUCGAGGUCGUCACACGAAGAAUGACCUCUGAUACCGGUCAAUUGGUCAGCAGAGAUCUUCAACAACAACGACCACAGCGGCGAACAUCUUCGUCGAGUCCGAUCAGUCCAAUUGAGUCGCCCAUGGGGACCUUGCGACGGUCCACCAGUAAGAUAGCCAUUCCCGCCGUUUCGGAAUUACCAGCUGUGACUACAAGUUUGAUGGAAACCAAGUCCCUACCUUCUUAUCAAUCUUCGGAACUGCUCAAAGGAGCCGCUAUAGGGACGCCGACGGUUAUUUCAGGGAGUUCAGGUGAUGGAGAAUUGAUGUUGAAGCAGUGA